Messenger RNA from Ochotona princeps (American pika), 838 nucleotides. It is a transcript of the gene PCBD2, whose product is annotated as pterin-4 alpha-carbinolamine dehydratase 2. The transcript is spliced from 5 exons. NCBI's taxonomy places the organism in Eukaryota, Metazoa, Chordata, Mammalia, Lagomorpha, Ochotonidae. The record is from RefSeq and is a predicted model, not a curated record. Gene Ontology annotation, biological process: tetrahydrobiopterin biosynthetic process. The coding region runs from base 224 to 742 and encodes 172 amino acids. Gene Ontology annotation, molecular function: 4-alpha-hydroxytetrahydrobiopterin dehydratase activity.
CUGCGGCCUCAGACCCCGCCGCGCCCGGUUCACCCGGAGCCAACCCAGGUAGCGGUCAUUGAAGAGCCCGGGUUGAGGGCCUUCCAGACCUGGGCUUGCGCCGCUGGGCUGGCCGUAGGGCGGGUCGAGCUCGUGGCUCUGUGAGGCCCGUGGGAGCAGCAGCCCGAGCGGCGAGCGCGGCCGGCGGACAGGCAGUGCGCGGGGCAGCCCUCGGCGGGUGGCUAUGGCGGCGGCGCUCGGGGCGCGUGGCGCGACGCGGCGCUUGUUGGCGGCACUACGGGGCCGAAGGCCGAGCCUCGCGGCCAUGUCGACCGAUGCCCGGGGACUGACAGCAGAAGAGCGGAGACAGGCCGUGCUUGACCUCAAAGCGGCAGGAUGGGCAGAGUUAAGUGAGAGAGACGCCAUCUACAAAGAGUUUUCCUUCAAAAGUUUUAACCAGGAUCCUGCUUUCCUGUUCCAUGUGGGGCUGCACUCGGAGCCCGGGCUGGGUUGGCAUCCCCUUGUCUUCAGUCCGACGCAGGGUCUCUGUCAUUUCUUACUUCUGCUGAGCAGAGCAGGGGCAUUUGGCUUCAUGACCCGCGUUGCCCUGCAAGCAGAGAAGAUGAACCAUCACCCGGAGUGGUUCAACAUGUACAACAAGGUCCAGAUAACGCUCACCUCGCAUGACUGCGGCGGACUUACCCAGAGAGAUGUGAAGCUGGCCAAGUUCAUCGACAAAGCAGCCACUUCUGCCUCUGUGUGAUUCCUUCCAGAAUGCAUGUAAAGUCUUAGGCAUAUGUUAGCUGCCGUGUAGUUGAGAGGCAAUUUUACAUGGAUUGAUUAAACUGUAAAUUUAGAA